Phytophthora sojae is the source of this 460-nucleotide messenger RNA. RefSeq lists its product as hypothetical. The record is from RefSeq and is a predicted model, not a curated record. NCBI's taxonomy places the organism in Eukaryota, Oomycota, Peronosporomycetes, Peronosporales, Peronosporaceae. The coding region runs from base 9 to 215 and encodes 68 amino acids. The transcript has a single exon.
AAGACUCGAUGCGGCUCUCGACGCGGAUGGGCGCGGCCUUGGCGGCGCUGCUGGCGGCCGCGCGGCCCUCGCUGACGGUGGCGAGGGGCGUGAACGUGAACCUAACGGCCAGCUGGCCCAGCUCCCCGUUCUUCCCGCUCAUGGAGACCAGGUACGAGCCGCAAUACAUGAAUAUGGAUGAAAUGAAUUCUUGCAGGGCUCGGAAGAGUGAAUAAUUCUUAUUUUUACUUUUAUUAAUGUUUGUGCCAGUGAGUUCCUGGCCGAGGAGAACCCGCUGUACUUCUGGCAGUUCCUGGAGGAGCUGGAGACCCGCACGUCGUAUGUGGGGCUCAUGGGCAGCGACGUGGACGCCCUGGGCACGCUCGCGGUCACGGUGGCCGAGAGCAUCGCCCCAGAGUCCAAGAACGUGAGUAUAAAGAUACUUGUUUACUUAAAUAUUUAUUUAACAAUAGUAUUUACU